Messenger RNA from Prunus armeniaca (apricot), 420 nucleotides. NCBI's taxonomy places the organism in Eukaryota, Viridiplantae, Streptophyta, Magnoliopsida, Rosales, Rosaceae. The record is from the annotation of a GenBank genome assembly.
AUGAAAGGUAAAAUACCUCUAGGCCGAGCUAGGCUACACCACGGUGUUAUUGGUCGAGCUGGGCCAAACCACGGUGUUAGUGGUCGAGUUGGGCUAGACCACGGUGUUAGUGGUCGGGCUGGGCUCGAGCCUGGUCACCAUAUAUUUUUCCACCCAGACCCAUGUAUGAGUUUGAUUUACUUGGUGUUCACUCAAAGGACUUCUAAUCCCAAGGAAGUUGGGAUGUUUCGGGAUCACCAAGACGCCAAUCUAAAUGGAGUCCUAGUCCGAGGAGGAUUAGGUUGUUCUGGAGUCCUAGUUCGAGGAGAGCUGGUUUGCUCUAGAGUCCCACUCCGAGAAGGAUUAGGUCGUCUGGGAGAGCUGGCAAAUGGGUUGUUUUUGCGAGUUACGGGUCGUGUUCGUGUCAACCCGUUAUCUUAA